Molecule: messenger RNA, 1152 nt
Organism: Lachancea mirantina
Lineage: Eukaryota; Fungi; Ascomycota; Saccharomycetes; Saccharomycetales; Saccharomycetaceae
Source: the annotation of a GenBank genome assembly
AUGGUGAAAGAUACCGAGUAUUAUGAUGUUCUUGGCAUUGAUCCAAAGGCCACGCCAGCUGAGAUCAAGAAAGCUUAUCGGAAAAAAGCGAUGCUGACACAUCCCGACAAGCAUCCCGAUGAUCCAGAAGCUCAGGUCAAAUUCCAAGCCGUUGGUGAAGCAUACCAGGUACUGAGUGACGACAGCUUGAGAGCUCGUUACGACGAAUUCGGGAAAGAAGAGGCAAUCCCCCAACAAGGUUUUGAAGACGCUGCCGAGUUCUUCACGACUAUUUUUGGCGGUGAUGGGUUCCAAGACUGGAUCGGUGAGUUUUCGAUGCUUAAAAACCUCUCUAAAGGUGCGGAAAUCAUAGGAGAUGAAAGUGAAGCACCUGCAACACAAAGCGAUGCUACGGAUGUGGUGCAUCACGAUGGAAAAACUAGCAAACCAACUAAGCAUUCGGACAAAUUGACCAAAGAGCAGCGCGACAGACUAGUCGAAAUGGAAAAUGAGAGACGUGCUGAGAAGAAGAAACAAGUCGAAGAGUUAAGCAAGAAACUUGAUGACAAAAUCGCGCAUUAUGUCACGGCAGCACAGAACAACCACCUCGACGAAUUCGAUGCGAAGCUUAAUCAGGAGAUAGAAGAGCUGAAACUGGAAAGUUUCGGGCUGGAGUUGUUGCACCUAAUUGCUAAAAUCUACAAAACUAAGGCAAACAAUUUUCUCAUGUCUCAGAAAACACACGGCUUCAGCAAGCUUAUAACCGGUGUCCGCGAUAAAACCAAAACCGCCAAGUCUGCUUGGGGUAUCCUCUCUUCGGCAAUGGAUGCACAGUCUGCAAUGAAAGAGCUGGAAAAAUUGGACAUGGAAAAGAUGGAUGAUUACGAGCGUGCUGAGGUAGAGAAAUUUAUUACAGGAAAAGUCUUGGGAACAGCAUGGGUAAUGUCAAAAUUCGAAGCUCAGGGCAAGCUUAAGGAGGUUUGCGAUAAAAUCCUAACCGACAAAAACGUGCCUACGAAGCAGCGUAUAGUAAAAGCCAAAGCCCUUCUAUACAUUGCAAACAAAUUUUCUUCUGCUGUCAGAUCUCCCGAUGAGGCAGAAGACGCACGAGUUUUCGAAGAGCUCAUCCUCGAUGCUCAGGGCAAAAGGAGAAGAACAGAAGCCAAGAAGUGA